Messenger RNA from Aspergillus lentulus, 1713 nucleotides. RefSeq names its product FAD-dependent oxidoreductase. Gene Ontology annotation, molecular function: oxidoreductase activity; FAD binding. The record is from RefSeq and is a predicted model, not a curated record. Lineage: Eukaryota; Fungi; Ascomycota; Eurotiomycetes; Eurotiales; Aspergillaceae.
AUGUUCACCACUACGAACGUCUGGUCGGUUCUGACCGGCCUCUUGGCUUUGUCUUCUACGGCAUCUGCCUCCAACACCUCCCAAACAAACUGUCGAUGCUUCCCUGGAGAAGCAUGCUGGCCGUCCUCAAAGGUCUGGUCUGCUUUCAACCAGACGAUUGACGGUCGACUGGUUGCUACGAUCCCACUGGGAACUCCCUGCCAUGCGCCCAACUAUGAUGCUGCUACAUGCGAGGCUCUAAAGGCACAAUGGCAGCUUCCGGAGCUACACUAUGAAUCGUCCUCGUCGAUCAUGGCCCCCUUCUUCACCAAUGGCACUUGCGACCCGUUCCACCCCGUCUCCAAGCCGUGCACGCUGGGCAACUACGUUGUCUACGCGGUCAACGUGAGCAAACCCGAGCAUAUCUCCAAGGCCAUGCAGUUCGCCACGAAACACAACAUCCGCGUCGUCGUCCGCAACACCGGCCACGACUACAACGGCAAGUCCACCGGGGCCGGCGCCCUGGGGAUCUGGACGCACCACCUCAAGGACAUCGAGAUCAAGGACUGGUCCGACACGCACUACAAGGGCAAGGCGAUCAAGCUGGGCGCCGGCGUGCAGGGCAUCGAGGCGUAUCGGGCCGCCGACGCGCAGGGACUCGAGGUCGUCGGCGGCGAGUGUCCGACCGUCGGUCUGGCGGGCGGCUACACCCAAGGCGGUGGCCACUCGGCGCUGGCGUCGCGGCACGGACUGGCGGCUGAUCAGGUUCUCGAGUGGGAGGUGAUUGACGGGCAGGGCAACUUCAUCGUGGCCAACCGCGACAACGAGUACGCGGACCUCUACUGGGCGCUGAGCGGUGGCGGCGGCGGCACGUACGGGGUGGUCUGGUCGAUGACGUCCAAGGCACAUGCUGGGACGCCGGCCUCGGGGCUGAACUUGACCUUUACCAAUGCCGGCAUCUCGCAGGAUACGUUCUACGAGGCGGUGGCGCUGUAUCAUUCGACGCUGCCGGCGAUCGUCGACGCCGGCGCCAUGAGCGUCUGGUACUUUACCAACACCAGCUUCUCUAUCUCGCCGCUGACGGGGCCUAACAUUCCUGUGGCCAAGCUGCAGGAGCUGGUGAAGCCGUUCACGGACGGGCUGACCAAGCUGGGGAUCAAGUAUACCACCUAUUCGGCGCAGUUCGACAGCUAUCUGGCGGAAUUCGAGGCCAUGCAGAGCCCCAUCGAGGUCGGCAUCGCGCAGUACGGCGGCUGGCUGAUCCCGCGGUCCAUCGUGCAGACCAACAACGCCGAUCUGACGGCUGCAUACCGGGCCAUCACGUCCGACGGGGCGACCUUCAUCGGCGUGGGAGUCAACGUCUCGACCGCGGUCGCCGGCGACGUCUACAACGCGGUGCUGCCCGCCUGGCGCGACACGCUGAUCGACACCGUCAUCACAACCCCCUGGAACUGGACCGCUCCGACGGCCGACAUGAUCGCGCUGCAGCACAAGAUGACGGACGAAUACAUUCCCCGGCUGGAGGCGUUGGCGCCGCAGUCAGGGGCGUAUCUCAACGAGGCGGACUUCCGGCAGCCCGAUUUCAAGACGGCGUUUUAUGGAAAAAAUUAUCAGAAGCUGCGGGCCGUCAAGGCCAAGUAUGAUCCGAAGAGCAUGUUUUAUGGGACUACGGCGGUGGGAUCGGACGAGUGGACCGUCACGUCGAAUGGACACUUGUGCAAGGCGAAGCCAUAG